AUGGGAGAAAAGAAAGUAGAUCGAUUUGUUUUCAAAAUGAGUGACAAGAUUGGAUAAGGAUCUUAUGGACAAGUAUUUUACUUACAUAUGAAGGUCUUUAAAGGCUAAGAUGAAAAAACUAAAUAAUUGGUAGCCAUAAAGAUGGUUUCGAAAGCACUCAUUAAUGAAGAUGAAUAUUUAAGGGAUGGUUUGAUGAAUGAAAUUAAAAUAAUGAGAGAUUUAUAGGGUAACAAUGUAGUAAGGUUUAUUGAUGUGCUUGAAACAAACAAUAAUUACUAUAUUGUCUAAGAAUUUUGUGACGGUGGAGAUUUGCAAAAGUAAAACUUAAACAAAGUUAGUCAAUUGAAAAAGAAGAAGUUUUUGCCUCAGAAAGAAGCAAUUCAGCUGUUCAUUGAUGUUCUUUUGGGCAUGAUUGAAUUGGUCAAGAAGGGAAUCAUACACAGAGAUUUGAAGCCAGCAAAUAUCCUCAUCAACAAGGGCAUCUAUAAAAUAGCAGAUUUUGGGUUUUCAAAAGCUAUUGAUAACUUUAGGAAGCAAAUGAUUGAAUCUGUUGUGGGUACACCUCUUUAUCAAUCUCUUUAAUUGUUGAAGGCAGAAAAAUACACAUCCAAGAGUGAUAUUUGGUCUUUGGGCUUUAUCUUUUAUGAGACUCUGUUUGGCCAGACUCCGUGGAUUGCCAGAUCGAUUCCUGAAUUAGUGAAGAAUAUUACAUCUGUGCCAUUGAAAUUCCCACAGGAUAAAAAUGUAGACCCAUAGAUCUUAGAUAUGAUAAGAGGCUGUCUGUAAUUGUAAGAAAAGGACAGAUUAGGUUGGGAUCAAUUAUACAGACAUGCUUGUUUUGGACAGAGUUUCUCUUUCUAUACAAAUCAAGCCAAAUAGCUAGAGGACAAGGCAAUGUUUUUGGUGUAAGAUUUAAGAUUUAAAGUUAUGAAAGAUAAGAUCGAUUUGGAAAAGGUGUUUAUCAAAUAUGACAAAUCAGGAGAUAACUCACUAGAUAUGAAAGAAUUAACUUUGUUAUUGCAUGAGAUAGACCCGAAAUUGGAUAGAGAGGAGAUCGAAUACAUCUUCAACAAAAUAGAUCUGGAUAGCAGUAACUCUAUUGAGUUGAAUGAAUUCAAAAAAUGGUUGGAGGAGAAUCAAGUCUAAAUGUCCAUGAGAAACUAGUCUAAACCACACAUCUAAAGAAAAGGAACUGUAGAGAUGCCAAAGGUUUAUCCUAAUAAUUCAGAACAAGUAAUUCCAGAUUUUGAUAAUACAUAACAUGUAUAACAUAUAAGUCCUUAAUAAUAAUAAUAGUAAUAAAUAGGAAGUCAAUAAUAAUAGUAAUAUUAGAAAUAAUAUACAAAUUAAUAAUCAUAAUAAUAUCCAUAAUAAUAAUAAUAAUAGUAAUAAUAAGUAGGAACUCAAUAAUAAUAAUAUUAGAAAUAAUAUUCAAAUUAAUUAUCAUAAUAAUAUCCAUAAUUACCAUAGUAAUAAUAAUAAUAAUAUCCACCAUAAUAAUAUUCACAAUAAUUUUAAUAUCCAAAUUCUCCUGGAUAAUAAGGUACGGCUGGCUCUUAAUAACAGUAUCAAAUGUAAUCUCAACCCUUUCCUCAAAUGAACAAUUCAUAACAAUUCAAUUAAGGCUUUUAUCAACAACCUCCAGCCUAUAUACCUAAUCAGUAACCUCAGCCACCCCAAAAUUUAGCUUAAGAGAGAGCUAUGUUGACUAUCUAAAAAUUGGUUAUUGCAAUUGAGAAAUACAACAUUAACAUCUACGAUCUAUUUAGAAAGUAUGAUAAAACUGAAUCACAGUCGUUGGAUAUGAAAGAGUUCGGAGUGAUGCUCAGGAAAAUCGAUAGUCAAUUGACUGAUCAAGAUAUUAAUCAGGCCUUUUGGAUUUUUGACGUUGACAGAAGCCAAGAAAUCACUUUCAAAGAGUUCCAAGAUGGAAUCGUUUCGUACUUAAAUCAAUGGAAAGCCCAGUGUUGGUUACCAAUAUUAAAAAUAUUGAAUUAUUAAAAAUAGUUUAGCAUGUUUAAAUUAUGUUAUAGAUUCACAAAAACCCAUUUACCAGUCUUUAAGCAAUAUCCCUUGCAUCCUAAAAUAUUAGAAAUCUUGGAUACUAAAGGCCUACACACAGCCACACCAGUUCAAGAUAUGAUGUUCUCAUGUUAAGAUAAAGUAAGAUUAUUAAUUGGACCCACAGGAACAGGUAAGACUUAUGCUUAUCUCCUACCAAUCUUGGGAAAAUUGAAACAAGAGGAAGAGGAAUAAAACAAAAUAUUGACUGAGUAGAAUAAACCAAGAGCAAUUGUGGUUGUAUCAACCAAAGAAUUGGCAGAAUAAGUGGAAGACGUAAGUUAAGAGUUCACUAAAGCAAUGAAGCUCAGCACAAUAGCAUUGGGUAAGGGCACUUUUAAGAGGGAAUAAAGUUAUUUGUAAGAAGGAGUCGAUUUGGUUGUCACUACAUUGGAAAGACUGUAGAGACAUAGAAGUGCCUAAUCAAUAUAUCUCUCAAGAGUAUAACAUUAUGUGGUUGAUGAGAUCGACACACUAUUGGAUGCGUCUAUGUAGGAUGACUUAAAAAAAUUGGCUACUUAUUUCAAGGAUAAAGAUGCCAUGACCACAUAUUGUGGAGCCACUUAUAGUACGAAAGUUAAGAAUUUUAUAGAGAGUUAAUACAAGAAGGAUAUCGCUCUCUUAAUUGAAAAGCAAUCGCAUAUGCAUCUUGAAAAUCUGUCUCAUGAUUUUGUACACUGCACUACUCUUGAUAAAAGUGAACCCUUUAUAGCAUUAUAUAAGGAAUGCUAAACUAAAUUUAAAGGUUCGAUCAUUAUAUUUUGCAAUGAAAUUACUAGUUGCCAUUUUCUAGAAUUCUUUUGCAAAAAGAAUGGAAUUAAGACUGUUUCCUUACAUGGUGAUUUACCCAAGGGAAUGAGAUCCUAAAAUGUCGCAGAAUUUCGAAGUUAGCAAUGUAAGGUGUUGAUUACGACUGAUUUGGGAGCAAGAGGUCUGGAUUUCCCAUUUGUUGAUGCUGUAAUUAAUUUUGAUUUUCCCAAUUCAACAAGUGAUUAUCUGCAUAGAGCAGGAAGAGCAGGAAGAGCUGGAAAGAAAGGAUUCAUUUACAGUUUGUAUCAUAAUAGCGAAUAAAGUGUAAUUGAUGAGUUAAGGAAAGCUAAUGAAGGUGAGCGACCUAUAAGGAUUGAAGAGUCAGCUUAUAGUAAAACUAAUAAGGAAGAUUCACCAAAAGAAAAGGUAGUCAAAUCAAAAUCUUAAUAAUAAUAAUAAUAAUAAUAAUCACCCAAAUCUAAGACUUAGAAACAUUAUGUCAAAGGGUAUAAGCCUGCUUAAAAAUAAACUAAAUAGGAAAGAACUUCUUCUAAGAGUUACUUUAAAAAGGUUCAUGAAGGCAAAGUGUGA
Molecule: messenger RNA, 3402 nt
Organism: Paramecium tetraurelia
Lineage: Eukaryota; Ciliophora; Oligohymenophorea; Peniculida; Parameciidae
Exons: 6
Biological process (GO): autophagy; autophagosome organization; peptidyl-serine phosphorylation
Cellular component (GO): autophagosome; cytoplasm
Molecular function (GO): nucleic acid binding; calcium ion binding; ATP binding
Source: RefSeq, a predicted model, not a curated record